Messenger RNA from Symsagittifera roscoffensis, 5244 nucleotides. RefSeq names its product mucin-2-like. NCBI's taxonomy places the organism in Eukaryota, Metazoa, Xenacoelomorpha, Acoela, Convolutidae. The transcript is spliced from 15 exons. The record is from RefSeq and is a predicted model, not a curated record. Bases 80 to 5113 code for a protein of 1677 amino acids.
CUUAUUAAAUAGAUUUUAUGACAAUUGACUGAGAAUUUGAAAGUUUGGAAACUCAACUAGCGUCGUGACUGCAAGAACCAUGAUAACUUCCACUGACGUGUUUUUCUCACAGUCAGCUGCUUUCAGCAACGUCAUACUGGGAACUGUGGGCGAACGGGUGGCUGAUGUUACAAUACGAGAAAAGAAAACUCCUCAAGAACCAGUGGACAGUCUGACUAAGUUCAUCGCGGAGCUGCAGAAAAGACAGAAUACUCUGAAGACUGUCGCAGAAAAAUGCAAACUUAAACAAAAACAGGUAGAACUUGAAACCAAAAGAGAAUUCUUGGAUAAACUUCCGAAGGACAGAUAUUCUUUACUUGGAUCAUCAGCUGUCAUCGCCGAACUCAAACAUUGUGCAGCUAAGGCAAAGGCGAUCUGUACAGUUGCGUCCAGUCAGUCGGAUAACAGUGGUAGCAUGGGUAGCAAUUUUGACAUCGUCAAGUUAUCCAUUCCAGAACUGGUAACUGUGGAAAUUAUAGUUUUACAAUCCGGAGGAUCAGUUCAACAUGUUGCAGUCACUUCUUCGAACUUGCCAUGCGAUGUUGUGUUGUGUGUCAGCGAGAAGUUCUCGCAACUGCUCAAACAAGCCAAAUACAACGAGUUCGGCAAGUUCUUCAAGAGCUGGAUUGGACUGUAUUGUGACAACAUCGGAGACAGUGUCAAUCUCAAACUGAGACCCAAAGUCAUUUCGGCCAUCAGUGCACUCCUAUCGGACAUCGAGGCACUUAACAAAUCAUUCAUUGUCGGACUAGAUCCAAGUAUGAAAAGUAUGAUCAAAAGUGUUGUUCAUGGGAAUCCUUGUGGGCUUUUCGCGAAAAUUCCUCAAGCUCCAAAACCCCUCAUCAAGUUCUAUGUCAAUCCCUAUGACGUCAUGAAGUUUGGAAAGUCAAUGGAAUCGGACAUCUCAGAUUUGCCUGCAAAUGUCGGAAUCACAGCUCAUUUGGAGUUCCAGCAAAUAAACUCUCCAAAAAUCUUGUCUGAAGCCGGAUUUCUGACCUCCAACAACCCUUCCUCAAAGAGCUCAAAUUCAGUACGUAAAGUGCAGGUUGCUCCUUUGGUAACGAGUAUCCAACCUUUGAAGAUAGCACCGACGCUUAAUAUAAACAACAGCUCCCCAAUGCCAGUCGCAUUCUGCCUUACAUUUCACAAGCCGAUGCCCCUUUUCGCAUGCUACGUGAAAGAACUACAGGAGUUCACAAAAUCGCUUUUGCUGGAUUCGAAGGAGCCUCUUAAUUGGCUGUACGCCAUGUCAGCUUAUCAGGGUGUUGUGCCGGACUACGCUCAUGAAUAUGCACACGCACUGCCCAGCUGUGACCUUUUAACACUAAUUGACCUUGACAGGAGCUGCGAAGAGGUCAAAUCUGCGACUGGGUGCUACAUGGUGCAAUCUGUCUUGUUCACGCACGUGAAUCCGUUGCCGCAUAUUGUUCACAUUAUGCGCAAACAGGCUGCAAUUAAUUCUCUCAUCGGCGAAUUGAUGAGAAAACAAGCGCUUCCUGGAACUGCUAAACAUGUCGAUGUGGUCAUUCUCAGUGUAGAAGAAAUUCAGAUCAUGUUCACUCAUCCUCUCAAAGCCAGUUGUAAAGUUACUGUUGAAGUGAAGCUACUGCACCCUGACUUCGCCAAUCCCUCGUGCAAAGUGACCACUUCUGACGGGGUCUUCGUGUGUGACGAUACAUACGCGACAACUAUACUCAGAAAGUGUGGAUCUCUUGCUCAUCUGACGAGAAGUAUUCUUCGAAAAUGCAACUCACUCAACAUAGAUGUGUGUACUCCUCCUCAGAACCCAUCUGCCAAAGUGGCCCCUCCCCUCACGCCCACAAUUGACGUGAAGUCUGUGAUCUGCUUCGACAAAAGCAGCAUUGACAACGGAGACUUAGACACAACUGGCAGUAGUAAACUCUUGUGCGGGAUCUCCAAUGUAUCUCCCGUAUCAGUGCAGUCGAUGAAAUUAUCUGAUAUGCUCCAAUCAGACACAAUGUCGCCCGCCUCAUUGCAGUUUGACGAAAUUGUCAACCAUCCAGUCCUGAUGAACAGUCAAUCUAUUUUGUCGUCUUCGCAUGCCCCCACCUCAUCAGGGAGCAGUUCGGCUGCAGCCCACCGAAAAAGAUCCAGAGCUAAGUCAAUCCAAGAUGAAGAAGGAGCUGCUAAAGGAGUGAAAGUGAAACAAACAAAAGUGAAGAAGUCGAUGUCAGUUGCAGGCCCAGCUCCAUCCCUGCCUUCUUCAUCGCCGUCGUCCUUGCAAUUCCAGCAAUUUCAAAUGCUCUCAAUGAUCACAAAUAAUCAGCUGUUUAUGACAUCGGCAAUGCUUCCGCCGCCCUUAGCUGUCACGCCCGAAAUUCUACCAAAUUCUUCGUCGGCGUCUCAGAGCAGUCCAAAUUCUACAUCAACCGGGUCACAAGAGUCGAAACUGAGAGAAAUUCUCAAUUCGCCGAAGGGGACUCCCGGUGCGCCUUCAACGCCAAAUCCACUUUCAGGGUUGCCAUUCAACCCGCCUAGUUUCGAUGCCAUGAACCAGCAACGUCAUUCCGGAACACCCCCAGCGAUGUCGCCAAUGCACCCUGAGUUUCUUUUGAAUCAACAGGCAGCUCUUGCUAUGCAGUUUCAGAACAUGUACGGAAGGGGUAUGAAACCUUCUGGAAUGUUCUCUCCAGUUUCUGGUUUGCAUAAUUCCAUGGAUCCUUCUCAGUCAUCGCAUUCGUCGUUCAACUACCCGCCUAAUUUGGCGCCUUUUCUUCAACAGUCGAUUAGCAUGCCAGGAGGAUUCAAUAUUGACUCAAAAUCUAUUUGUCCAUCUCCGUCAACGACAAUAACUCCCUCUAGUACGCCUGACGUACACAAUUCAAACUCAAAUUCAAUGUCGGUAGACUUUGACAUGCACGGUAGGAACAACUUUUCGUCGACAAUUGUCAAUUCUGAAGAAAAGGAUAGAGAGCGCGCAAUGAAACACCUGGCAGAGCUCAUCAAACAGCUUGAAAAUAAGAACAAUCUCAGCAAUGCUGAAAUCGAGGCCAUCGAGCUGCAGAUGAACCAGAUUUCAACCAAGUUGAGAGAAGCUGGUUUUAAUUCUGGGGGUAAGUUUGGUCAGAAUUUUCCUGGUACUGGUAAUAAAAGAAAAGGUUCGCAUGAUUUCACUGACUCCUCCUCAGUCUCGUCUAAUCAGAGCUUGAACGAGAGUCGAAAUUCGACUGACAGUGUGUUCACAGUUCCUACUAAGAAGUCGAAAAACACAGGACCACCUAAGAGACGAGGUAGGCCUCCGAAAGGUGAAGGCCAGAGUCCAAUCGGCCAAUUGGGACCAAAGUUCAAUGCGAAAGCAGACAGUGCUUCCAAUGAUGGUAUGAGUGGCACAGGAACAUCGCCGGUGAAGAAGAUGAAAGCCUCGCUGCUGUCUUCGGGGAGUAAAAACAAAAGCGAGUUUGAUGCGUUUGAAAUGUCAGAUGACUCAAGUGACUCAAACAUGGCUGCCUUGAUGAUGAGUACAGUUCCGAAAAAACCAAAGGCACCUAAAAAGAAGAAUCCAAAAAAGAUGGUGCAACCAAAUGCUGAGGCUUCGGAAUCUUCGACAACGACUACUUACAAGUCUCUGAACAAAUCGGAUACAGUUCUGGUAAUUAAAAAAUUGCAAGUGCAGCCAGCGUCUUCUGCCAAAGAUGAGCAUACUCCUGCUGCCAGUUCUCUAUCAGGCGGCACUGCUGCUACAACCAUGUCAUCCCACCCACCAUCAACCGUUACGCAAUCCUCUGUUGGAUCAUUGGCCGUUGCGUCACCAUAUUCUUCGCUAUCAGGGCCAUUGACCAUAAAAGAAGAUAAAGUAUCUUCCGAACCAACAUUUGGCAAUAGCCCUGGAACAGAUCCAUUGCAGUCUAAUAUCUCGUUAAAACCUUCGUCGGCAACAUCGGGAGUUAAAGAACAGCCGUUCAGUCUCAAUUCUAAAACCCAAUCCGAGGCAACUAAACAAGCAUUGUCUCUAGAAAAUAAGUCAUCGCCUAUGAAAAACCUGUUAGCAUCAUUCACGGCCGAAACAGCGGGAGUUGGAUCUAUUCCAACAAAAGUAACCACCGGUGAUGUGACUUCUGUCAAAGAAUUGUCGUCUUCAAAAAUGUCGAGUACCACAAAAGAUGCGAUUUCGUCAGUCUCGAAUGUUUCUGUUACCUUAGCUUCUAAAGACUCGGCCGGAACCGAUAUGCUGCCUCCGACGAAUGUAGGAAGCAAAUCACCGAGUUCAUCUAGUCCAACGAAAAAGAGACCAGGAUUAGAAAGUGUUGUAAAUAAACUGGCCGGACAUUCUCCUGGAUCUGCAGGUUCCCACACGUCUCCCGUUAGUCACGCGUCAAGUUCAACAGGAAUGUCCAUAAAACCGUCUAUUGUCGCAAACACAUUGCUUAAACCGGGAUCUCUCAAAACUAGUUCUGGCGUAUCUUCAAAAUCGGAAUCAAAAAAUAAAAUGAAAACUUUGAGUUUGGAGAAAACUAAGUCUGAAAAGAGUUCAAGUAAGAUUCUAAAUCCAAAACCUGGAUCACCGAUAGCUUCAACUCUUCCAGCUUUUUUGAAGUCUACUAAUAAGCUGAGUAAUUUUGUGAUUCCGAAGAAAAAGACGAAUAGUUCCGGAAGUGGUAGUGGCGGAAGCUCCGAUUCGGGAGCUGGGAGCUCGGUUGAAUCAGGAGCCAAUAAGUCAACUGUUUCCAACGUAACCCCUGCUUCAUCAGUUCACUCUGAAACCAAAGAAAAAUUAAACAGUGCCAAACUAUUCGAUUUUCCCUCGAAUGAUGAGUCUUCUGUCGCUAUACCACCUCCACCGACUGCUCCUAGGAGCUCAGCAAAACCGACAACUGGUACAAACUCGACUCCAUUGCCUACAACCCCUAAUUCGUCUGGCGGCGGAGGAAGCUCACUUGGUUUUUCAGCCAAGGGUGCAUUAAGUAUUCCCCUUAGCAGGGUCAGCGGAGUGUCUUUGAAGCCAGUACUGACUCGAAGUCCAAUAGAUCAAGACCCAAAACCGUUGAACCUCUCCGCAGAUGCAGACAAAUUAGAAAUUAUUUCCGAAAAACAAGCAACCGAAAAUAUGAAUUGAUGUAUUGAAACUAGUUAAACUAAAUUUAAUUUAAAUUUUUUUAUUUUAUGUCCUAAUUGAUGGCUUUAUCUGGCAAUAAAAUGCAUUCUAAAUGCUGCUAGUGGGCAAUUUAAUCAUUUAAAAUCCCGAGA